AUGAUGAGAUUCCAAUGUUCGCAGCUCGUCAUCGAGCGGCUCGAUCCUCUCGUGAACCCAGGCAUGUUGCCGUCAACCCAUCAGCACCAGAUUGUUGGCGGUAACUCGUUCAACGCCACCAUGACGCCCGUCGAGUUCGACCCGUCGACCCGGUCCACUUGCACCACCUGCUCUUUCAGCGAAGACUUCUCCAACUAUUGGACCGCCAACAUCUACUUCCGCGCCAAAAACGGCAGCUACAAGCGUGUGCCCCAGAUGGUCAACCUUGGGCUCCAAGGCAAGGGGGGUGUGACUGUGUACUACAUCCCGCCCUAUGACGGCAAGACCAAGGUCACGGCCUUCAAGCCUGGUUUCCGCAUGCUAGUGGGCGACCCCAAUCUCCGUACACAAAGGGGCAUGCAGAAGCAGAUCUGCCACCGAUGCGAGCACAACAUCGAGCAGAACCCCUUUGGAGGCGCUCCAUGCACAGGCGAUGACACGGCCGCGUUCCCGAACAGGAUGUGCCCGGGCGGAAUCCGCACCACUAUCACCUUCCCAACAUGCUGGGAUGGCAAAAACGUCGACAGCCCCGACCACAAAAGCCACGUCGCCUACCCCAGCAGCGGCAGCUUUGAAACCACCGGCCCUUGCCCCGCCAGCCACCCCGUGCGGCUGCCCCAGCUCAUGUACGAGGUCAUGUGGGACACGCGCGAGUUCAAUGACCCAGCCAUCUGGCCCGAGACGGGCCAGCCGUUGGUCUACUCGAUGGGUGAUGGAACCGGAUUUGGCCAACACGGCGACUACAUCUUUGGCUGGAAAGGCGACGCACUGCAGCGCGCUCUCGACGCCCGCUGCACAGGCGACCGGUGCUCGGUGCUCAAGACACAGUCGGUUGCCGACGCGCUUGCGUGCCAGAAGGAGCAGAGCGUGAAGGAUGAUACGGAAGGAUGGCUGUCUGAGUUGCCUGGAGGUUUGCCGGUGACUUAUCAGUAA
Canariomyces notabilis is the source of this 972-nucleotide messenger RNA. RefSeq lists its product as uncharacterized. The record is from RefSeq and is a predicted model, not a curated record. The transcript is spliced from 5 exons. The coding region runs from base 1 to 972 and encodes 323 amino acids. NCBI's taxonomy places the organism in Eukaryota, Fungi, Ascomycota, Sordariomycetes, Sordariales, Chaetomiaceae.